UCCCCCUCUGCGUCACCCCCUCGGUGUUGUCCUCUUCUACACCUUAAUCUCACCCUUCAUAUUAUCUCCUUCAUUUCUCCUCCCCUUGCUGAAUCUCCUCCUCUUUUAUCCCCUUCUACCCUAACCUCUGCACAUUCGUCAUCUCCCCUCCCUUCCUCCUUUCUCUCCCCUCCUCCAUCUUUCCCCUCCCACUGUCAUUAACUAUAGUAUAAAAGAGCAUUGCAUCCCUCUUUGGCUCUGUCACACACUGUGGGAUUGCUAGAAAGGGGGUGUGUGAAGGGGAAACUACACCGUCACUAGUGCCUCUCUGGAGUUGUGGUCCUUUCUGGAAUUCCCAUUGAAGAGCAUCUUUUCUAGUGAUCAAUACUGAACAGCAUAAUUUAGAGAGACCAUGAGUGGGAACUACAGCGUCACUCUGCUGGGGCCGGCCCCUUGGGGCUUCAGGCUACAAGGAGGAAAGGACUUUAACAUGCCCCUCACCAUCUCCAGGCUGACGGAUGGUGGGAAAGCUGCUAAAGGAGGUGUUGCAGUCGGCGACACGGUUCUUUCCAUCGACGGUAUUUCUACAGAGGGCAUGAACCACCUGGAGGCCCAGAACAAAAUCAAGAACUGCACUGGGAACCUCAGCCUCACUUUGCAGAAAUCCAGUGUUUCUAAACCCCCUCCAGUGGCACCAAAGGAUAACCGAACAGAUCUCAUAAAACCAGUAGCCAUCACCCAUCCCUCCGCUCCACAACAUCCCCAGUCUCAGUGCUCUGCCCCCUACAACAAGACCCCCAAACCUUACGGGUGUUGCCGAUCUGAGGGUGCAUGCUCUCCUUCACCUUUCACCACCUUCAUCCCUUCCCCAUCCUCUGCCUUCAGCCCUGCCUCAUCCCACAUUAGUCCCCCUCCUCCUCCUCCUCCUCCUCCUCGCCCCCCUUCUCCUCCUUUGGUCUCUUACCCGUCCUCUUCCUCCUCCUCCUCGCCCCCUGUCCUGGUUCCGCCUCAGCCAUCGGUGUACAACACACCGAUCAACCUCUACUCCACUGAGAAUGCUUGUGAGGUGGCCAUGGGGCAAAGGCGGGGCUUGUUGGAGAGUCAGGGAGGAGCCCUACCACAGUUUAAUGGAAUUCCCAGGAAACAUGUCGUGGACACAGACAUCCAUUUUUACCAUGUGCCUUCUCAUGCUGAUGCGAGCAGAAAGCGCAUAAUGGAGGACACGGAGGACUGGCGUCCACGCUCAGGCACCACCCAGUCCAGAUCUUUCAGGAUCCUGGCUCAGAUCACAGGCACAGAGAACGUUCAAAAUGAGGAAGUUGAUACAUCAAAGAAGACAAAUGAGGACAAUGAGGAAAUACAGGUUAACACCCACGAAUCCGCUGUGGUCAAGACAAUGAUCAAAGGAACUGCUUCAAACCACGGCCAAAGGAUACAGAGUGGCUUGAUUGCGCCGUCUUUUGGAAUGAAGGGUAAUGGCAGUGCCAGUGUCCUCACGGGUCCUGUUUCAGCCCGACCUGUGCCUCAAACCCACCCUAAAGAUGAGGACACCCUGGUCCAGAUGGCAGAACACAUUCCUGCUGGGAUGCGAACCCCCAUGUGUGCCCACUGCAACAUGGUGAUCAGAGGGCCUUUUUUGGUUGCAAUGGGAAAAUCGUGGCACAAGGAGGAAUUUAACUGUACCCACUGCCAUACAUCUCUAGCAGAUAUAGGCUUUGUGGAAGAAAAGGGGUCUGUGUAUUGUGAACACUGCUAUGAAGAUUUCUUUGCACCAACCUGCAGCCGCUGCCAGACCAAGAUAUUGGGGGAGGUGAUUAAUGCUCUGAAACAAACAUGGCAUGUCUACUGCUUCAUGUGUGCUGCCUGUCAGCAGCCAAUCAGAAACAACACCUUCCACCUGGAGGAUGGAGAACCCUACUGUGAACAAGACUUUUACAACUUGUUUGGGACUAGUUGCCAUGGCUGUGAGUUCCCUAUUGAGGCUGGAGACAAAUUUCUGGAGGCACUUGGUUACACCUGGCACGACACCUGCUUUGUUUGCGCUGUGUGCUGCACCUCUCUGGAGGGCCAGACCUUUUUCUCCAAAAAGGAUAAACCUCUUUGCAAGAAACAUGCACUAACGGUGAAGAUAUGAACCUUCAAACGGCUCUCUGUCUUUGCUCUCUCUUAUCAAAGGAUGCAGAAAUACUGACCUCCAGGUUGGAGGUUUCUCCUUUCAGAGGACGUAACAGUGCUUAUAUUUACUGGGGGUUUUAGGCUUUGACUAAGUUAAAUGUGGAAACAACUAAGCAGAUUAAUUUUAAAUCCUUAAAAUGGACAUAUCUUGCAAAACCCACCUUCUUAGCCCCCAUUUACAUUGUAUUGUAUACCUGAAGUCUUUAGAAAUGCAGACAAUUUGAAUUUAGUCUUUCCAGGAGUUGCGCAGAUAUCUUUAUAUUCUUUUUGGUCAUAUUUUUUGAGUAUUCUCUGGUUUCUAUUAUGCUUUUUGAUCAGUAUUGUCACAGUAUUUGCUGCUAAACUACUAAACAAGAUCAUGGACUUCUGGCUUAACAACUUCGAGAUCUGACAUUUUUAUUUUUUGGAGAGAUUAUGUAGUCCAAGGAUAAGUAUAAGGAUAAGUCAUCGGCUGAUCAUCAGACUGUCCCCCUGUAUACUACAAAAAUGCCCGAACAGGGUGAAUUAAAUGCUUUACGACCUGGAGGGUGGUGGGGUGUGAAGUGCCUCCUUUACAUUCAAAGAGACCUCACCAAAUCGAGUUGCUCUCAGAUGCACAUCAAGGGUAAAACGGGGAUGUAGGGGUAAAUUAACGAGGAAUUCCGAGUACUGCGGUUUCUUAUAUAGACGACAACUGAAUGAUGUCAAUGUGAAAAGGAAGAAUUGAAAAGCAUGAUAUGUCCCCUUUAAAUAAAUGUAUUGUACUUACGCACACAAGAAGUUGCACUGUUAGGGUAUUAUCUUUGUAACACCACAAUUCAUUUUCCCCUAAAUAGAAAUAUAAAUUUUUGUUUUAUUACAUGGUCCUGAUAUUACUUUUGAUUGUGAAACACAUGGCUGGUUUGUCUGUAGACAUAGAAUAGAAUCUGCCCCACUUAUUACAAAUCACUGAUUCACAUUGUAAAAACAAGAAAUGUACAGCAUAUUCAUACGUAAACCAUGAGAAUGUGUUACAACAGAAUGACAUGAGCAAUUAUUAUCCAUGAAACCAUUCAGAUUUUCAUAUAGUUAAAUCUGAUUUACAGAUUAUUAGUUAUUUACAUUAACCUUUGCAUUAUUUUAUGUCUCUAUAUUCAAGAACCAUUUUAAAAUAGAGCUCAAAAACUUAAAAUCUGCAUUAACAUGAACUAAAUUUGGAUGUACUCAUUUAAUUGAAGGUUUGAACUAUGCUGCUUGGAUAAUUAUUGGAUUUGUCAUCCUAAUUGUAUUUUCAAGGCAUAUGUCAAAAAAAAUAUUUCAUGUUACUAAACAGAAAAAAGGGAUACAACAGUUCCUGUUAUAUCCUAUGUAAUAAAGGUUUUCUAAACAAUAUUCUUUAUUCUGGGGGUUAACCAAAGUUCCCAAAACACAUGAAGUAAAUAAUUAGAUAACAAGUGUUAAUGUUUUUUCAUUAAUUAUUCUGUUAUAUUUUAAUUUCACCUCAAAAAAUAUCUAAAAGACAGAUGUUGCAGUAGUUCUUCAAGAUUAAAUCGUUUAAAUCCUUCAAUCACAGUCUGUACCGUACAACUUUUUAACCCGGAGGAAAGUUUGAGUUUGUUCUUUUUUGCAACUUGUAUGGUUAAUAUCAUUUAUAAAAGGGGGGGAAAAGCCUUAUUUUAUACUGAAUCAGUGAUUAUUUGUGUACUUAUUUUGGAUUUGAAGGGUGUUUCAUUGUGGGACCAACAAGGGGGUUGUAGCGUGUGUGCAAUGGUAAAAAAAAAAAAAAAAAGAAUUUAAAUGUCAAUUUUUAUUAUCUAUCACAUACGUUUGAAAUAAAAAAUAAUAAUAUCCGUGCUGUUUAAUAAAUUAUGAUUUUUCAACCCUCUAA
Fundulus heteroclitus (mummichog) is the source of this 4000-nucleotide messenger RNA. It is a transcript of the gene pdlim5a, whose product is annotated as PDZ and LIM domain 5a. Gene Ontology annotation, biological process: actin cytoskeleton organization; muscle structure development; heart development. Gene Ontology annotation, cellular component: filamentous actin; adherens junction; Z disc. Lineage: Eukaryota; Metazoa; Chordata; Actinopteri; Cyprinodontiformes; Fundulidae. The transcript has 13 exons. Bases 392 to 2113 code for a protein of 573 amino acids. Gene Ontology annotation, molecular function: muscle alpha-actinin binding; actin binding. The record is from RefSeq and is a predicted model, not a curated record.